Messenger RNA from Closterium sp. Naga37s-1, 3009 nucleotides. Lineage: Eukaryota; Viridiplantae; Streptophyta; Zygnematophyceae; Desmidiales; Closteriaceae. The record is from the annotation of a GenBank genome assembly.
AUGGCUCAGUACUGGGCGUCGCGUCUCUCGUAUCUCCUCGACGAAUCAUACGAGGAGGAGGAGCAAGCCAUGCCCAACCCGCACCCGCCUCUCGGGAAACUCCCCCGCCCCAGCAUGCUCCAAAUCCCUGUCUUCAACCCGCCUCCGCCUUCCCCCUCCCCGCUUCCGUACUUCUACCAGCCGCCGAAGCGCGUAGCGGCGCCGCAGCCCGCGCAGCCGCAGAAGAAGCAGCAGCGCCGGAGGCGGCACAGAGUAUGGGACGACCUCCCCACGCCGAUCGUGUACGAGAAGUACGAGCCGGUAGCGCCGGUAACGGCGGCGGCGGCUGCGGGUGAGAAGCGGGUCCGGUCGGACGCGUUCACGGAGAUUCCGCUGAGCGGUCGCGCUCGCGAGGAGCCGAAGGCAAAUCCGUCGAAACUCGAGCAGUCGCUGAUUGUUCGCGCAUCUGACGCGUCGCUCUCAACCUCCUCCUCCUCCUCCUCGUCUUCGGGAAGUUCCGACAUGCGCCGCUUCGCUAAUAGCAGCAGCUCCGAUAGUGGGCGCAGCGUGAGCAGCGCGAGCAGCGCAGGUAGCAGCGACCGCGGCGCAGUAUACAGUUUGGGCCGGAAGCAGCGGAGCCACAGGGACGGGUGCGUGUGCGUCGUCGAUACCUCUCUCCUCUGGUCCUCCCUCGUCUCUACACUCUUCCGCCCUUCUCUCCCCGCUCUCCCCGCGCCUUCCGCCGCAAACCACGCCGCACUUCCCGGACCAGCAGUCUACCCCGUUCUCCUUUCGCGACAGCCGUCCACCGCCGAAAGCUCUGGCUAUGAUCUCAAAUCGCCUGCGCCUCGGGUGCCUCGCACAGACGCUGCCGAGCCGCAGGAGGUUUCUCAUGGCAUGAGAACGAUCGCGGAGCUGAUGGGAUUAGAUUCGGAGAAGCUGCUGUGGGUGCUGGCGACGGUGCUCGGCGUCGUGUGGGCGAUCAGCCUACUCUACAGCGAGUGGAUUCAGUUUUGGUUACGGCCGCCCAGCUGCUCCACGUGGCCGGACGAGAGUGGUCAGGUGAGUAUUCAGGUGAAUGUUCAGGUGAAUAUUCUGGUGCUGGGCGUCGUGUGGGGCGGUCAGCCUGCUGCUCUACAGCGAGUGGAUUCAAUUCUGGCUUCGGCCGCCCAGCUGCUCUACGGUCAGUACAUCCCUCCCAAGGAAUACAAGACAAUUGCAGUCAUUAACAGUCCAAAGCUCCUCCCAAGCACCGCCCUGCACGCACAAUUCAUCACCGCUCGCCUCCGCAACGACCUCUACCUGCGCCGGGCCUUCCGAGCCUCCGUGCUCCGGUUCUCCCCGAGCCUCGUCGUCACGCUCGGGGACCUCGUCCAGUCUGGAGCUGACGCUACCUACCCUCUCUUCCGAGCAGAAGCGAGCCGCUACCACCACGUGUUUCAGACCCAUGACCCUUUUCUGGACCCACACACCUGGGAGAGGCGGCGGCGGCAGCAGAUGGAGCGAGAGAGAGGGAGGGAGAAGGAGAGGGAGGAUAGGGAGGAGAGGGAAAGGGAGAGGGGGAAGGAAUCAAAGAGUGGCCAAGGAGGGGCAAAUGAGGGGGGCCAACGAGGGGUUGCUUUGGGGAGGAGCGUUUGGGAGUGGGUGCAGGGAGGGCUGUGGUGGGGGAGGUGGCAACUGGGGGAGGGUGAGGGGGUGAAUGUGCACAUGCGGACGGACUUGGCUCAAGUGGCGGGAGAGAGGGACGUUGGGUACAGCAGCACACAGAGAAAGCAGCAUGAGUUGGCAGUGCGCUUUGAGCGGUAUGUGGGAGCGCUGAAUUUCCACGACAAGGUGGGGGCGGUGAGGGUGGUGGGGGUGAACGGGCUGGCCAUGGACGGGCACAGGCAGCGCAACAACAGCACAAAACAGCUGGAGGAGUUCCUGCAGAGCCUGCCAGAUCAUGGUGCCCAGGUGUCCUCACUCCCGCUCAUCCUCUUCUCCCACCUGCCGCUGCACUCCCCCACCGACCUCCCCUGUGGAUCCAACCCACAAGGCCAAGCAGUGGACUGGGACAAAGACGGGGAGGUUAGGUAUCAGGGUGCCAUAUCAAAAGAAGGGUCAAACCACCUGCUGCAGCUUCUCAGACCCGCUCUGGUGGUGUCAGGCCAUGCAGAGGCGACCUGCUGGCAGCGGCGGCAGGUGGAAGGUACGGCCAGAGGGAACAGCAGCUCGGGUGGCCGUGGCUCGUGGAACGUCAUUGAGCUGUCUCUCCCAACCUUCAACUUCAUCCACAGCACACACGCCAUCACCGACCCGCCUGCAUUCCUGCUCAUCACCGUUCCCCUCGACCACCACCACCCUCACGGAAGCGACAAGGAGCAGCAGGGGCAGCAGCAGAAGCCAACGCUAGGGGCAGCGUCAGUGCACGUACAGCUGUGUGUGCUUCCCACGCAGAUCCUCUUUCCCCCCUGGUAUUUCCUCCUCUCGCUGCUCUCCUGCCUAGCUUUCCUCCUGCUGCCCUCCCGAGGCGUCUCCUGGGCGUCCCUGGCAGCGCUGGCAGCACGUGUGGCAGCAGCGAGCAAAGAGGCGUGGACACUCCCCAAGCUGAAGGCAGAUGGGGAUUGGGAGGGCGAGCUGGAGCCCAUGUUUGACACGGAUGGCAACAUGGUGCUUGUAAGGAGGGCGACUCCCAGACUGCCUGACACCAUGCCUUCCUCCAUCUCCUCCGAUAGGAGACCCGGCGGGGCACAGCUAAGGGCCUCCCGGCAACAGGGGUCGCAUGAUUCGUUAAUGGACGCUGGUGGCAGUUCCGGAGUUCCUCGAAUCGGAUCAUUCACAGACGUCUCAAGAGACGGUGCUACAGCAUCCGGAGGUGGUGGUGGCGGUGAAUCAGGAGGCGAUGGGUUAAUGGCGACGAUUGCAAAGGGGGCGAACCUAACGCCCAAGAUUGCUAUACUUCGCUUGCUGCGGGCGAUAGGGCCGCUUACGCUACUGGUGGGCAGCCAGCUUGCUUUGUAUUUGGGGCUUCUCGCCAAGGACUGGAGCUAG